AAGAGGAGAAGGAGGGCUGAGACGAUUUGGUUAAAUCCAAUUUGCCUUCAUUGAGUCCAAUUUAUGCCAAUUCACCGAUUGCUUGUUCUUCUUUCAGACGCACAACACGUAUGUGUACCGGUAUUUCGCCUGCGAGGCCCUCUGCCUUGUCAAUAUUUUCCUUCAACUGUACCUGAUGAAUCGAUUUUUCGACGGCGAGUUCCUCAGCUAUGGACUGCGAGUCUUACAAUUAUCCGACGUUCCACAGGAAGAACGUGUAGAUCCUAUGGUCUACGUCUUUCCACGCGUUACCAAAUGCAUAUUCCACAAGUAUGGUGCAUCAGGGACCAUACAGAAGCACGACUCUCUAUGUAUCCUACCGUUGAACAUCGUCAACGAGAAAACGUACAUUUUCAUCUGGUUCUGGUAUACCAUCCUAUCGAUUUUGUUGAUCGGCUUGAUGGUCUACAGAGCCGCCAUAAUCUUCGCCCCAGCCGUCAGACCAAGAUUGCUUUGCCUGUCAUCACGACUUCUCUCCAUAGAAACCUGCAACAGUAUCAGCAAGAAGAUUGACCUUGGCGAUUGGUGGCUUCUCUACAUCCUCUCCUCUAACAUGGACUCGUUGAUCUACAGGGAUUUCUUGCAAGAGCUUACUAAAAAAAUGAGCGAUUCACAUUCAGUCGUUGCCUAGGUAUAUUUUCCUAAACUA
Molecule: messenger RNA, 688 nt
Organism: Apis florea (little honeybee)
Lineage: Eukaryota; Metazoa; Arthropoda; Insecta; Hymenoptera; Apidae
Product: innexin inx1-like
Source: RefSeq, a predicted model, not a curated record